GCUUUCUUCUGCAAUGUCUGAAGACGUGACCUACACGACACUCACCUUACAGGAUUCUGCUGGAACAAAAAAUAACCAGGAUGGAAAUAACCUAAGAAAAAAAGGGCACCCAGCUGGGUCUCCUAUAUGGCGCCACGCUGCCUUGAGCCUGCUGACUCUUAGCUUGAUGCUGCUGAUUGGAUUGGUGACCUUGGGGAUUAUGUUUUUACAGCUAUCAAAUGAAAUUAACUCAGAGUCAGAGAAAUUGAGUCAACUUCAGAAAAUUGUCCAUCGGCAGCAGGAUAAUUUUUCCCAGCAACUGGACAACUACAAUAACUUCCCUUUGGAGGAGGAAUUUCUCAGAUCACAGAUCUCCAGUCUAUUGAAGAGACAGGGACAAAUGGCCAUUAAACUCUGCCAAGAGCUAAUCAGUCAUAUCUCAGAUCACAGAUGUAAUCCUUGUCCUAAGACAUGGCAAUGGUACCAAAACAGUUGCUAUUAUUUUACAACAAGUGAAGAGAAAACCUGGACUAGCAGUAGAAAGGACUGCACAGAAAAGAACUCCACCUUGGUAAAGAUAGACAGCUUGGAAGAAAAGGAUUUUCUUAAGUCUCAGCCAUUACCCAUGUUUUCUUUGUUUUGGCUGGGGUUAUCAUGGCACCACUCUGGCAAAAGUUGGCUAUGGGAGGAUGGCUCUGUUCCCUCUCCAUCUUUAUUCAGUACUAAAGAACUUGCCCAGAUAAAUGGAUCCAGAGGAUGUGCUUAUUUUCAAAAAGGAAAUAUUUAUAUUUCUCGCUGUGGUGCUGAAAUUUCUUGGAUUUGUGAGAAGACAGCUGCUCUAGUGAAGAUUGAGGAUUUGGAGUAA
Nycticebus coucang (slow loris) is the source of this 844-nucleotide messenger RNA. It is a transcript of the gene CLEC12B, whose product is annotated as C-type lectin domain family 12 member B. The transcript is spliced from 6 exons. Bases 14 to 844 code for a protein of 276 amino acids. Gene Ontology annotation, cellular component: external side of plasma membrane. Gene Ontology annotation, molecular function: protein phosphatase binding; signaling receptor regulator activity. The record is from RefSeq and is a predicted model, not a curated record. Gene Ontology annotation, biological process: natural killer cell inhibitory signaling pathway; negative regulation of signaling receptor activity. Lineage: Eukaryota; Metazoa; Chordata; Mammalia; Primates; Lorisidae.